Messenger RNA from Striga hermonthica, 852 nucleotides. The record is from the annotation of a GenBank genome assembly. Lineage: Eukaryota; Viridiplantae; Streptophyta; Magnoliopsida; Lamiales; Orobanchaceae.
AUGACGAAGGAAGUGAGCGAGGAGCCUCCGGUCCACCCCCACGGCAAGGACUACGUGGACCCGCCGCCGGCGCCGCUUCUCGACGUCGGCGAGCUCAAGCUCUGGUCCUUCUACCGGGCCCUAAUCGCCGAGUUCAUCGCCACGCUCCUCUUCCUCUACGUCACCGUCGCCACCGCCAUCGGCCACAACAAGCUCCACGCCGCCGACCAGUGCGACGGCGUUGGAAUCCUCGGCAUCGCCUGGGCAUUCGGCGGCAUGAUCUUCAUCCUCGUCUACUGCACCGCCGGGAUCUCAGGUGGUCACAUCAACCCGGCCGUGACGUUCGGACUUUUCCUCGCCCGGAAGGUCUCCCUGAUACGAGCCGUUCUGUACAUGGUGGCGCAGUGCCUGGGCGCGAUCUGCGGGGUCGGCCUGGUGAAGGCCUUCAUGAAGAGCUACUACAACAGCCUCGGCGGCGGGGCCAACUCGGUGGCCCAUGGCUACAACAAGGGAACCGCGCUUGGUGCGGAGAUUAUCGGCACCUUUGUGCUCGUCUACACCGUUUUCUCCGCCACUGACCCCAAGAGAAGCGCGCGUGACUCUCACGUCCCGGUCUUGGCUCCACUGCCGAUUGGGUUUGCCGUGUUCAUGGUUCACUUGGCCACCAUCCCCAUCACCGGCACCGGCAUAAACCCGGCGAGAAGCUUCGGUGCGGCUGUGAUCUACAAUAACGACAAAGUUUGGGAUGACCACUGGAUUUUCUGGGUUGGGCCGUUUGUGGGAGCAUUGGCAGCGGCGGCCUACCACCAAUACAUCCUGAGGGCUGCCGCCAUUAAGGCCUUGGGUUCAUUCAGAAGCAACCCAACAAAUUAA